GCACGACCCUUGGUCCUUUCCAUAGAACAGUCAGACGGCCAGUGCUGUAUCACUGUCCCUCUCGCUCGAGUUCUACUGCCACUGCUGCAGACACACUCACCAUGGACCCAAAAGAAGAGAAGCAGUCGGGCUUGACUGUGUCCCCCGACCUCAAUCGCUCCAUCGAUGAGGAUCCCUUGGCGGCCACCCAGAAGACUUUCUGGGAGCGCAGUUGGCCCACCUUUGCCUGUGGUGCUGGUCUUUGGUCCGAUGGCUAUCUGCAAUACGUUAUCGGAACGGUCAACACCAUGCUAGAUCGGAUAUAUCCCGACGUCUACGCAGGUUCCAGCUACAGUCAGAAUGUCUCCUCGAUCGCCUUUGCCGGAACGGUGGUGGGAAUGCUGGUCUUUGGGUACAUGUCCGACCACUGGUCCCGCACCAACACCCUGAUGGUCUCGACCGUUAUUUUGUUCGUGUUUGGGGCGCUCUGUGCCGGGGCGUAUGGAGCCAGUGGCAGUCUCACCGGCAUGUUCACAGCCUUGACCGUCUAUCGCUUCUUUCUUGGCUUGGGUGUGGGCGGCGAGUAUCCCGCCGGUUCUGUGGCGGCGGCGGAGAGCAGUGGAGAGAUGAAGAAGGGCCAGCGCCACCGAUGGUUCAUUCUGUUCACCAACUUCCAGCUCGAUCUGGCCUCGGUCGCCUCUUCGCUAGUCCCCAUGAUUGUCGUGCUGGCCUGCGGUGAAAACCACCUUCGUGCCGCCUGGCGCAUCUGUUUGGGUCUCGGAGUCAUUCCUCCGCUCAGUCUGAUCUACUUGCGGAUGAAGCUCAAGGAACCGACCGAGUACACGCGCGAGAAGAUGCACAAGUUUCCCAUCUGGCUGAUCGUGAAAUUCUACUGGAAACGCUGGUGCGCGGUCUCUCUGAUCUGGUUCAUGUACGACUUCUCGACCUAUUCCUUCAGCAUCUACUCCUCCCAAUGGCUGGCGCUGAUCAUUGGCGAUGAUUCGCCCCUGUGGAUCUCCCUCGGUUGGAACACCUUGAUCAAUGUCUUUUACCUGCCCGGAUCGGCUUUAGGGGCGUUCUUAAGCGACUGGUAUGGCCCUCGCAACACCCUGGCGGGAGGUGUUUUCGUCCAGGGCGUCAUUGGCUUGAUCAUGACGGGAUGCUACCCGUACCUAAAUACCAAAGAAUACGUGGGCGCUUUUGUCGUCAUCUAUGGUAUCUUCCUGGCUAUGGGCGAAGUCGGCCCUGGUGACAACAUCGGUCUCUGUGCCGCCAAGACGUGCGCCACACCGAUCCGGGGGCAGUACUACGGCACUGCCGCCGCCAUGGGCAAGGUGGGCGCCUUUGUGGGCACCUAUGUUUUCCCGGUGAUCGUCAAGAACGCGCCCAACAAGAUCCGCCAGGGUCAAGACCCCUUCUAUGUCUCCAGCGCGCUCUGCAUCUUCAGCGCCUUUUUAGCUUACUUCUUCCUGCCCAAUAUCACUCAGGACACCAUCACCCACGAGGAUGCGCGAUUCCGCCAGUAUCUCGAGGCUCAUGGCUAUGAUACCUCCACCAUGGGCUUGUCCGCCACCGACUCCGAGUGAACUGAUUGAAAUGAUUGAAAAGUAGACUUUUGGGGGGUACGCUACGACUUCGAUGUUUUAUGUUGAGGGAAAUCUGCCU
Messenger RNA from Aspergillus homomorphus CBS 101889, 1644 nucleotides. Its product is annotated as MFS general substrate transporter. Gene Ontology annotation, cellular component: plasma membrane. Gene Ontology annotation, biological process: transmembrane transport; carboxylic acid transport. The record is from RefSeq and is a predicted model, not a curated record. The coding region runs from base 102 to 1565 and encodes 487 amino acids. NCBI's taxonomy places the organism in Eukaryota, Fungi, Ascomycota, Eurotiomycetes, Eurotiales, Aspergillaceae. The transcript has 6 exons. Gene Ontology annotation, molecular function: carboxylic acid transmembrane transporter activity.